Molecule: messenger RNA, 1014 nt
Organism: Salvia hispanica
Lineage: Eukaryota; Viridiplantae; Streptophyta; Magnoliopsida; Lamiales; Lamiaceae
Product: putative HVA22-like protein g
Source: RefSeq, a predicted model, not a curated record
CUUCCUUUUCAACAUAACAUAUAUACAUGUGCAGUAUGCACAUAACUCAUAUAUACAUCAUACACACUCGCGAGAGCACGUUCCUUUUUCAUAACUAACUCUCAUCUCUUCAAUUCAUAUAUUAUCAACUCAAAUCCGAUCCUCGUUUUCCUCAGAGAACCAUCCGUGAUUAAAGAUGAUUGGAGAAUUCGUCAACAGUUGCUUAAUAUUGGUUCUAGGAUAUGCAUAUCCUGCUUUCCAAUGUUUCAAGACGGUAGAGAAAAACAGAGUUGAAAUUCCGGAGCUGCGGUUUUGGUGUCAAUAUUGGAUACUUGUUGCUAUUAUCACAAUUCUAGAGAGAAUUGGGGAUGUAUUUAUUUCAUGGUUGCCAAUGUAUGGAGAGAUGAAAUUGGCGCUCUUCAUCUAUCUAUGGUAUCCCAAAACUAAGGGUUCGGGAUACGUAUACAAAACCUUGUUGCGACCAUACGUAUCAAGGCACGAGACAGAUAUCGAUAGAAGUUUAAUAGAAUUCCGAGAGAGAGCAUGGAACUUAGCAAUCUACUAUUGGCAAAACUGCACUGAGCUUGGUUCCACCAAAAUCCUCCAAUUUCUUCAAUUUGUGUCUUCACAAGCUGGAAGGAGUGAGAAUCAGGGGAACCAACGACGUCCUAGCACCACUCCUGAACCCAGCGCACCGCCGGUGGGUUUCAUGAGAAAGAGCAAGCGGGGCCCACCACCUCCUCCAUCGGGAGGGUCCACCUCGUAUUUCAGCCAGGCGCCCGUGUCGGAGUCGAUCAAAGUGGAGCUGCACAAUGAGCACUUUAUUAGGCCUGAGGAUGUGAUUGUUUCUAAUUUGGACAUUGGUGGUGGGUCUAAAGAGAAAUUUGGUUUGGACAAGGAUGUUAAGACGACUAGGCAUAGGCUUAGGCGAUUCAUAGAUGGCAAUUAGGAUUUUAGUUAAAUUGAUGGCUAUGUUGUAAAAUAUGUGAGAUAACAUGUGCUGCACAGUUUAUUUAUUCAUUUUUUUUAACAUUA